Messenger RNA from Coregonus sp. 'balchen', 1697 nucleotides. Lineage: Eukaryota; Metazoa; Chordata; Actinopteri; Salmoniformes; Salmonidae. The record is from the annotation of a GenBank genome assembly.
GAGUUUUGGGAACAGCAGCAUUCAAAGAGACAGACAGCCCAUAGACGUGGACCAAGAGGAUGUCUCUCCGUCAAAGCAUAUGGAUGCUACAAGUGAUGAGGUAACGCCCAAUUUUAACAGCUGAUUUCAGUCAGUCACAGACCUAUGUCUGUUUUAGUCUCGGACACCAGACACUUCCGCCUGGGGAAGAGGUUAUGUCUGUAUAGACGUAUAUAUGACAGCACAUUAUAACCAGCGAUCUUUGCGGUGAGUAGAGUAAUACUCCCUAUACUUUCAAUGCAUUUUUGCGCAAAAGGUUUGUAAACGCUCACGCAAAAUACAAAAGGUGGAGUUUACCCUCCACUACACCACUGAUUAUAACACAAUAACAACAAGGCAACUACUAUGAAUUUUACUAAAUCCCCAUGUCAUGCCCAUAUCUCCAUUCAGUAGAUAGUUAGCCUUUUUUAGAAUCAGAUUGUGAAAUACUUACACUCUGGUUUCUAACAUGUAGGCUCAGCAUUCCCCAACAGUCCCAUUACAAGCCAGAAUGUUGAACAAACUUAAUUUAAAUUUACUUCAACUAAUCUGUAACCUGAGACAAAAUAUCCACAGGGAAGCGUUAUCAACCCGACCUUCAGUACUCUGGUCUGUCUAUCGGUUUGUAUUUCUGAUUUUGUAUUUUCAAUACUGAUGCAAUUCGCACGUGACAAACACUUGCACAAUAUGGCCGAGCCUAACCAACCAACAGACCGAACGUAGUCCCACGCAAUCAGAUGGCAAAUGUCACAAACCCUUCCAGCUGCUUGCGAGGAAACCUGCUUACGUCGACUACGUCCGGUUAGAUCCUGCUAUUGUUUACAUAUUGUGCGUCAUGUGCAAUGCAUCAGGAGAUUGAAAAUACAAGCGACUGAACCUACCGGCGCCGCAAAAAGUAGGGUAAACAACACUUUCCUGUGGAUACCCUAUCUCCACCUCCUACCACCAAAAGGACCAACAGCACGUACAACCAGUAAAGUAAGUGUAAAUAUCAUUUUAUUCAACAUUCUGGCUUGUAGAGACUCUUGCGUCUUUUUUAGGCAGACUACUUUCAGACUGAAUAUCCAUGGUAACAGUCUGAUGUUUAGGCAUGUAGAAAGUGUAUGCUCAUCUCUCCCACUUAACCCCAUCAGCAGUCAGGAGAGACAGAGGAAGGGGAACUAGACCUGCUGAUCAUCAAGGAAGAGGGAGAAGCAGAUGACCAGGACUCUAGGUCCAGCCACCCAGCCAGAACAGUGGAGGGCAGCAGAGAGCUAACCACCCAACCGGCUGCAGCCACCACAGAGGACCCCGCCUUCCAGUCCAGUGGCCCCAAAGGCAACAACAACUACAACAACACCGCUAUGGAGGUCAGUGGAUCUGACGACGUCCUCCUCCAAUCAGAAACAGGGAAUAUGAACCAGGGACCCCAGCAGGACACAGAAUUUGAACUCCGAGCAGAGAGACAGAGUCUGGACACAAAGUGUGACAUGAACAGGGAUCUCACUCUUCUAAGAGAUUCUUUAAACCAGGUGUGGAGAGAGGUAGUAGUGACUGAUGAUGGUGCCUCUGCUGCUCACACUAAAGUAAUGGACCUAGGGAGUGGCCCAGUGGGCUCAGAAAUGCAGACUAGCUCUGCCAUAGAAAUGAGAAGUGUAGGGUUAGAAAACCACAGGUUCCAUUCCUCAUCAGAACAUGUG